CUCCAACCCCAGUCCUGUCCAUGUUUGCCCGUCGUCCGUGAUCGACUCGCUUCUCUUCAUCUUUCGAACAUCCCCUUCCCUCUGACAUCUCUCUCCCCGGUGCUUCUUCUUACCCUUCGCCGAGAGAGUUGUCUUUCCUCAGGAUUCAGAACGAGCGCGAACCAGUUCUGUUUUGCGCCGCGCCCGAACCGCCAACGACCCCUUUGCGCCCAGGUGUCUUUUCUUCGUUGUCUUGUUUUUUCCUAUCGCUGGCCGGCUGAACCGCGUCCUCCGGGCCCAUCUUCCCAGGCCGCCGACCACGAUGGAUUCCAACACGACCACCUUUACCUCGGUGUUGGCCAACGCCAAGCUGGGCAACGUCAACAUCCCCCCUCAGAUCGACUAUGUCAUCGAGACGGUCGCCAACGCCAGCGUCUGGACGAUUCUCUUCACCCUACUGGCGCUCGCUGUCGCAUACGACCAGAUCAGCUACAUCACCUCCAAGGGUUCCAUUGCCGGACCUACCUUCAAGAUGCCCUUCAUUGGUCCCUUUUUGGAGUCCGUGAAUCCCAAGUUCUCCGAGUACAAGGCCAAGUGGGCCAGCGGUCCUCUCAGCUGUGUUUCCGUUUUCCACAAGUUCGUUGUCAUCGCCUCGACUCGUGACAUGGCUCGCAAGGUCUUCAACUCGCCCGCCUACGUCAAACCUUGUGUUGUUGACGUCGCCCACAAGCUCCUCGGCCCAACCAACUGGGUUUUCCUUGACGGGAAGCCUCACGUCGAUUUCCGCAAGGGCCUUAACGGUCUAUUCACCCGCCAGGCCCUUGCCUCUUACCUGCCUGGUCAGGAGGCCGUGUACAAACAAUUCUUCAAGGAGUUCCUCCAGAUCACCAACGACGCGGGUGGAAAGCCCGUCCCCUACAUGCCUGCUUUCCGCGAUCUCAUGACCGCCGUCUCGUGCCGCACUUUCGUCGGCCACUACAUCUCGGACGAGGCCGUUCGCAAGAUCUCCGCCGACUAUUUCCUCAUCACCGAGGCUCUCGAGCUCGUCAACUUCCCCGUCAUCCUCCCCUUCACCAAGCCCUGGUACGGAAAGAAGGCCUCUGACAUGGUUAUCGGCGAAUUUGCCAAGUGCUCUGCCAAGAGCAAGGUUCGCAUGGCUGCUGGAGGGGACGUGACCUGCAUCAUGGACGCCUGGGUCAAGUCCAUUCUCGAAUCCAAGAAAUGGCGCGAGGCCGAGGCCAGCGGCUCGACUGAGGGUCUUCAGAAGCCUCACCCUCUCCUCCGCGAGUUUUCCGACUACGAAAUCGCCCAGACCGUCUUCACUUUCCUCUUCGCCUCGCAGGAUGCCACCAGCAGUGCCGCCACUUGGCUUUUCCAGACCAUGGCCCAGCGCCCUGACGUCCUCGACCGCGUUCGCGAGGAGAACAUUAAGGUCCGCAACGGAGACCGCCACGCCGAACUGAACAUGGACCAGCUGGAGUCCUUGACUUACACCCGUGCCGUCGUCCGCGAGCUGCUUCGCUACCGCCCUCCGGUCAUCAUGGUGCCUUACGUCGUUAAGAAGCCCUUCCCCAUUACCCCUGACUACACUGUUCCCAAGGGUGCCAUGGUUAUCCCCACUGUCUACCCUUCACUCCGUGAUCCCGAGAUCUACGACCGGCCCGACGAAUUCGACCCCGAGCGUUACUACACCGGCGAUGCCGAGGAGAAGGGCGCCAAGAACUUCCUCGUUUUCGGAACUGGCCCGCACUAUUGUAUCGGACAGACGUACGCUCAGCUGAACCUAGCCCUGAUGAUUGGCAAAGCAUCCGUCCUGCUGGACUGGGUCCACCAUCCCACGCCGAAGUCUGAGGAGAUCAAGGUGUUCGCGACCAUUUUCCCCAUGGACGACUGCCCUCUUACGUUCAAGGAGCGCGAGGCAUAGAUUUUUCAUAGCGCUUCUCUCGGACUAUGUGCUGGGAGUGGCUCUGCCCGAUAAGUAAGCGAGCCGAACCUGUUCUGUCGAUGCCGCAGGAUCGCUGCUAAAGCGGUCCCGGUUGAUGUCAGAUGCCGGCAGUAUUGGGGGGCUCGACGCAGUGUAUGACUCAGAGAACGCGAGUCGAGAUUGGUCGAAGCCAACCCUUAGACUAAAACUUGUAAUAAACGUUUGUGUACAUAAUAAAUCUAGAGACGUGGUCCUCGAAAGACGGGCAGCGGCCUGCACUACAAUUCGGGUUGUUCUCGGGGCCGCGAACCCCGAGAUGAGGAUAUUAAAUAGACGGCCAAUC
Colletotrichum destructivum is the source of this 2246-nucleotide messenger RNA. RefSeq names its product Putative cytochrome P450. NCBI's taxonomy places the organism in Eukaryota, Fungi, Ascomycota, Sordariomycetes, Glomerellales, Glomerellaceae. Gene Ontology annotation, biological process: sterol metabolic process. The transcript has 5 exons. The record is from RefSeq and is a predicted model, not a curated record. Gene Ontology annotation, molecular function: monooxygenase activity; iron ion binding; heme binding. Bases 302 to 1903 code for a protein of 533 amino acids.